Molecule: messenger RNA, 411 nt
Organism: Diaporthe citri
Lineage: Eukaryota; Fungi; Ascomycota; Sordariomycetes; Diaporthales; Diaporthaceae
Exons: 1
Coding region: 1-411 (136 amino acids)
Source: RefSeq, a predicted model, not a curated record
AUGCUCAUUGCCUUCGUCUGCUUUCUUGCCUUUUUGGCAUCAUCAUCGUCAGAGAUUGCCUUACCAUAUCAGGGCAUUGAGUCCCCACUCAGCCGCAUGCGGCGACAGAGUGGAACUGAACAUACUUACUAUGUCGGGUUCUCCCAGAAUUCCAACUUCCACUUUGGUCUUGAAUCGUACUGCACCAUGCCGUCUAAUAGAACCGAAGUGGAUGGACAUCAGUACAACAUCGAAGACUGUGUCCAACUCAUAGACUUCCUCGCCGGCGAAGAUCACUAUAACGACUUUUGGAUGGUCGAGGAUUACGAUUGCUCUACCAUGGGAGACUGCUGGUGGAUGACGGUGGCUGGAUGGGGAACCUGCAACUUCGCGAUUGUCGCCCCUGCCUGCGAGCCACUCUCCAUUGCGUGA